This is a messenger RNA of Dreissena polymorpha, 1543 nucleotides long. Its product is annotated as mucolipin-3-like. NCBI's taxonomy places the organism in Eukaryota, Metazoa, Mollusca, Bivalvia, Myida, Dreissenidae. The transcript has 10 exons. The coding region runs from base 377 to 1543 and encodes 388 amino acids. Gene Ontology annotation, cellular component: plasma membrane; lysosomal membrane. Gene Ontology annotation, molecular function: NAADP-sensitive calcium-release channel activity. The record is from RefSeq and is a predicted model, not a curated record.
UCAAAGUUAGCACCCAAUUUUAUAGUAUUACAACGCCGAGAAAGACUUCAUUGGGUUUUACGAGCGACUGCCGACGGACAAACUGGAACUAAAAAUAAAGUACUUUGGGUUCCCGGGACUUUCAGAUACUGAGGUCAACUCCGGAAUCGCCAUAAAAGAGCAGGUGGUUGAUGUAAAUGCAAGUUUGAGUGAGACAGUGGAUCAACAGACAGGCGACAAAACAUAUACAUUCGACGUCUUGAAGGAGUUCAAUCAAUUACACAUAGCAGAAGCUAUACAGACAUUUCUUGCAGCUAAUAUUGAUUUCCAAAUACACUCGGUCCGCGUUCUGGAAGCUGUCAGUAAAGCUCAAUGCCUCAGAAUUAAGGGAAAGGUUAUGUUCACUGAUAUGGACAACAACGGACAAGUGAACGUGGAGCUGGAAACGCUAACGACCAGAAUACGGUGUUCAGAAAUGGACUACUCAUUACCAGAGCCAGUCCUUGAGAACACUUCCCAGUCGACCGCCGCCGCUGUCAUAUUCUUUAGCGUCCUUUCCCUCUUGGCGGCUUGCUAUAACAUCACCUGGGGAGUUGUGGCUUUCUUUCAAACAAAGUCUUACAUGGUCCGCUACUACAAGAAGCUGUUCAUGCCAGUCAACAAGGACGAGACCGACUUACCCCGCUCUGAGUAUUUCCGUUUUCUAAAGAUCUGGGAGAUCUUCAUUCUGGUGGCCGAUGUCAUGAAUAUAAGUGGUUCCGCCGCGUUAGUCGACAUUGAGAACCACACCUUUGAGUUAUCGACUUUGGACUUUAACACUGUCGUGCUGGGAAUCGGUUGCUUUCUGACCUGGUUCACACUCCUCCGGUUCUUCAAAUUCCAUAACAAAUUCCACCUUUUGUUCAGCACGAUCUACAAAGCAUUCGGUAACGUGGUUGCGUACAUGAUGUGCGUCGCGAUCCUCUUUGUCGGCUUCUGGAUCUGUGGAUACGUCGUCAUUGGCCCGUAUCACGUGAAGUUCAGUACGCCUACGACUGCCAUAGGGACUCUGUUUUCUGUCAUUUAUGGUGACGAAAUAUACGCUUCCAUGGCCAUGUUGGAUCCUGGCAAGACCAGCAAAUACGUGUUCUGGUUCACCCGCGUAUACAUCACCAUCUUUGUCGCAAUAUUUACCAUUGUCGUGAUCAAUCUUCUUGUUGCGAUCUUUCUCAGUGCCUAUGAGUCCAUCCGGGAAUACUACAAACAGUCACCAAACGACCGCGACCUGGGACCAGUAGAGAAGUCUCUCCGGAAGUUCCUAUCUACGGAUGACCAGGAGCGCAGCAGCCUUCGUGACUCGAUAUAUGAUCUCAUGAAAGACAGCGACGAGCGGUCCGCAGAGGAGAAGGCGUUCCGGACAGAGAUCCUGAAAAUUGUACGGGUGGACCGGACACCCGACCGCGUGCGCAUCCUGAUGCCAAGGACGCUGAAAGCGUUUAUGGAGAUGGAAGAAGACGGGAAGGGUGUGAUGGAAUGUCGGUGCUUUAAGUGCGAGGUCGCCUUCAUAUGGUGGAGAAACAAAUAA